UUACCUCAAGGAUGAAGGAAGAGAAAAGAAUAUUCCCAUAAAAAAAAAGAAGAAAAAAUAAAAAAAUAAUAAAGGGGAACUUCAAUUUAGCAUCUUUGUAGAGACAAAAAACCAUCAAUUGUUGUAAAAAAUCGAAAACAACAGUUGAGACAUCAUCGUCCCACCUCCUUCUCCAGGCCCAGCUGAACAUUUUGGAAGGUGGGUUCUUGAAAAUCUUAGAAAAUGGCUACCAGCAAUGACAUUGUUGCAGCUACAAAGGGUCAAGAAGAACUAAAUGUAUUAAUCUCAGAGAGGGAAAUUUUCGACCAAUGUGGACCUGUGCACCUAACUGCUAUUGACUGGGAAAAUGUUGCUCAUCAACGAUCUGUGGCUGCCAGUUUGGUUCAGGGCGUCUACAUCCUAGAGCGUGACAAGCAAGAAAAACGGAAGGGAAGUCAAGCUCUUGCUCCUCCAUGGUGGAGACAUUUCCAAUUUGAGUUAUAUCGUGUGCUUAUUGAUGAUGUUGAUUCCUGCAUUUUUGGUGCUAUAUAUAAAUUUGCACCCUCAAAAUCUUAUUUUGGCGGUUCCAAAGAUAAAAGCCAACGAUUUGUUAUUGCUUUCCGUGGGACCUUAACCAAAGGUGAUGCAUUUUCUCGAGAUAUACAAUUGGAUAUGCACAUACUCAGGAAUGGACUUCAUCAGACUUCUCGCUUUGAGACAGCCAUUCAAGCUGUUCGACAUGUGGUUGCAACAUUUGGAAGUUCAAGUAUCUGGCUAACUGGUCAUUCCUUAGGGGCUGCAAUGGCAAUGCUUGCUGGCAAAACCAUGGCAAAGACUGGUGUAUUUUUAGAUGCAUUUUUGUUUAAUCCGCCAUUCUUGUCGGCCCCAAUUGAAAGAAUUAAAGAUCAAAAAGUGAAACACGGGAUCAGAUUUGCAACUAGUGUUAUAACAGCUGGACUUGCUUUUGCUGCCAAGCAUAAAAACGUGAAUAAUCAAUCUGGAGAUACAUUUGUUGCAUUAUCUGCAUGGACACCAUGCCUAUAUGUGAAUCCAUCGGAUCCUAUUUGCGCAGAAUACAUUGGCUAUUUUGAACACCGGGAAAAGAUGAAUACAAUGGGAGCAGGAGUUAUCGAGAAGGUAGCAACCCAACACUCACUUGGUGGUCUUGUCUUGAAUUUCAUGGGGAAGGAGUGUGAUGAGCCAUUGCACCUAAUUCCAUCAGCCAAUUUAACAGUAAAUUUGACUCCUCCGUCAGACUUCAAAGGAGCUCAUGGGAUUCACCAAUGGUGGAAACCUGAUUUACUUGUAGAGUCCAGGAAACACCAGUUUACAUGAAUGAUGAUAUAAAACAAAGACCACUACACCGAUAGAUGGUAUGUUUGUCUAUUUUGUAUCCCUGGUCGGGUAUAUUUAUAGUUAUCAACACAUUACAUUUUGCUCUUAGCUUAAUAGUUGUGCCUUCUACUGGUGCUAAAGUUUCUUUACAGAUGCAUUGUCAUCUCUUGUUACCUUCGAUUCGUUCAUGUUUCUAUGUUUUGGUGAAUCUAUCUAUCAGUUCUGUGCCUCAUCCUA
Messenger RNA from Solanum pennellii, 1551 nucleotides. RefSeq names its product GDSL esterase/lipase At4g10955-like. Gene Ontology annotation, biological process: lipid metabolic process. The record is from RefSeq and is a predicted model, not a curated record. The transcript has 3 exons. Lineage: Eukaryota; Viridiplantae; Streptophyta; Magnoliopsida; Solanales; Solanaceae. The coding region runs from base 223 to 1314 and encodes 363 amino acids.